This is a messenger RNA of Aedes albopictus (Asian tiger mosquito), 402 nucleotides long. RefSeq lists its product as uncharacterized. Lineage: Eukaryota; Metazoa; Arthropoda; Insecta; Diptera; Culicidae. The transcript has a single exon. The record is from RefSeq and is a predicted model, not a curated record. Bases 1 to 402 code for a protein of 133 amino acids.
AUGAGCGACCUGAAAACUUCGCUGAAGAAGCUCGGCGACAACAACUACGCUAUCUGGAAGUUUCGGAUAGAGUUGGAGCUUAUUCAGGAAGAUUUGUUCGGCGUGGUGAGUGAGGAAAAAUCGGAGAAUCCGGAUCCCGUUUGGAAGGCGAAGGACGCGAAGGCACGGGCGUUGAUUGGCCUGUCGGUGGAAGACGGUCAGUUAUGCCACAUCAUCAGAGCCGGUUCGAGUAAGGACAUGUGGGACGAGCUCAAGGCGUACCACGCACGGUCUUCGUUAGCAAUCAAGGUGCACGUUUUACGGAGGUUAUGCUCGCAACGGCUGCACGAAGGAGGAAGUAUGUCAGAGCAUCUCAACGAAGUGACAGUUCUGACAAACCGGCUUACUGCGAUGGGUGAUUGA